This is a messenger RNA of Struthio camelus australis, 793 nucleotides long. Lineage: Eukaryota; Metazoa; Chordata; Aves; Struthioniformes; Struthionidae. The record is from RefSeq and is a predicted model, not a curated record.
AUGAGAUACAAGACUCGAAUUUCAAACCAUGCACAAACACCCCAGUUUUUAAUAUUCACCUCAAAUGACUUGUCUUUCAAAGAAGCCCUGGAUUUGUCAGAUACUGUUGACCUGGAUGCCACCUUCCUCAAGUCUGAAACUUUCCACGCGGAGAACUUGCUAUAUCAGUUGCAGGAGAAUUUUCAAGCUCUGACUGAGAAGAUAACGCUGAGAAUGGAAGAAAUGGGUGAGCGCAUUGAUGACCUCGAGAAGCAUGUUGCUGACCUAAUGGCAGAAGCUGGGAUAGAAAACACCAAUGAAGAGUUGGGACACUGAAAGGAGGCUAUGAGCAGGAAAGAUGAAGGGAAAACUGCACUGCACUGAAUCUGGGAGUGUAUCAACAUCUACAGUGUCAUUAGUCUCAAAAAGCAUCAGUGACAAAAACACUUGUCAGGAUAGAACCUGUUCUUUUUAAUUAUUUCUCCAGUAAACCACUGGGUUUCUUCUUCUCAGUAGGACACUUUCAUGUAAUUGGGAAAGAACCACUACUUUCAGGGGAAACAAAAAUAGUAAUAUUUUGCAUAGAAAACUGUAUCCUAUGUAAUUAAUUAUGCUUUCUUACAUUUAGAGUUUGACAGGGUAUUUCCAUUAUUCUAAUACUGUAACCUUUAAAUUUUUAUGUUUAUUUGUUGCCUUUUUAACUUAAAUGUUCUUAGAAUAACAAGAUGCUUUCGUAACAAUUUCAUUUGUGUGCCUCUUUGGUGCUCCUUUAGAAUUGUACAUUGUAAAAUGCAGACAUAAAUGUUGAAAAUAA